Beta vulgaris subsp. vulgaris (sugar beet) is the source of this 2725-nucleotide messenger RNA. Its product is annotated as disease resistance protein RPM1. Gene Ontology annotation, molecular function: ADP binding. Gene Ontology annotation, biological process: defense response to other organism. The record is from RefSeq and is a predicted model, not a curated record. The transcript is spliced from 2 exons. NCBI's taxonomy places the organism in Eukaryota, Viridiplantae, Streptophyta, Magnoliopsida, Caryophyllales, Amaranthaceae. The coding region runs from base 85 to 1935 and encodes 616 amino acids.
CAUGGUUGAAAUCACAUCAGUCCAUCAAACCCUCUUUUGCUAUAUAUUAGAACCUUAACCCCAAAAAAAACUCAAAACUACGUAAUGGCAGACACUAUGCUGAGCUUUGCUUUGGAGAAACUUUCAACACUCAUAACUGCAGAGGCAGAAUUGCUAGGUAGCCUCUCAGAUGAUGUUAGAAAGUUGCAAUAUGAAUUAGAUAGCAUCAAAGAAGUUCUCAAGGAUGCUGAAAAGAAAGCUGAGGUAGAUAAUGGCGUCCGCGUGUGGCUGACUCAACUAAGAGAAAGCGCUUACCACAUUGAGGAUGUCAUUGAUCAAUAUCUCAUGCUCAAGCAGCAGCAGCAACAACAACAACAACAACAACAUUCGCUGCAAUCCGACUAUAGUAAUAGUCUGAAAAAUCAGUUCUUACUGAUAAUAAACAAAAUCAGUAAGUGGGUGAAGAGCGCAGUUGCUUGCAUCACACAGCUGAAACCUAAACAUGAAUUAAGCUCUGAGAUUAAAAAGAUUCUAGCUGGUAUUGUUGAGAUAAACAACAGAAGAGAAAGGUAUAAACUCAUUACCACAACAGAUGACUCUAGUGAAAAUGAACAGAAUUGGCAAGACCCACGAAUUUCCUCCCUCUUCAAGGAUGAGUCUGAGCUUUUCGAUUUUACUCGUAAGAAGACGCAAAUCUUUAGCUGGUUGAACUUGGAGCAGCAAAAUGAUCAAGAUUGUACGAAGAUACAAGGUCCUCGUGCUGUCAUAGCCGUGGUUGGUAUGGGAGGAUUAGGCAAAACAACGCUUGUUCGGAAAGUGUAUGAAGAUAAGAAGGUCAAAGAAGGCUUCUCUGUUUAUGCCUGGGUGACAGUCUCACAAUCUUACAGAUGGAGGGAUUUGCUAAAUAGCAUAUUUAAGCAAGUUCAGGUGGAGCCUUCUUUACAAUUAGAUGCAUCUGAUGAACACACCAUUAUCAGUAAAUUAAGGAACCACCUUCAGGAAAAGAGGUACAUAGUCGUGUUCGACGAUGUUUGGGAUUCAAAGCUGUGGGUAUAUGUUGAAAAUGCUUUACCCAAUAACAAAAAAUGCAGCAGGAUAAUGAUGACAACGCGAGAAGUAGACGUGGGUGGUGCUUGGAAUGAUCCAUCAGGUGGUCAUCAUCUCUAUAAAUUGGAACCUCUAAGUUCAGAAGCAUCAUGGGAUCUUUUUUGUCAUAAGACAUUUGGUAAUGCAAAUUGUCCUUCUCAACUGGAAAAAUUGUCACAAGAAAUGGUGGGGAAAUGUGAAGGAUUACCACUUGCGAUUGUAGCGAUUGCGGGGCUUUUGUCCACAAAAGAAAAGAUUCUUUCCGAGUGGAACAAUUUGUACAAUAGUUUUGGUUUUGAGAUUGGAAGUAAUCCUCACUUCUCUAAUACCACCAAAAUACUAUUGUUCAGCUAUUAUAAGUUGCCAUACUAUCUUAAGCCUUGCUUCUUGUACUUCGGUAUGUUCCCCGAAGAUUACAUCAUUAGCAGCAACAGACUAGUUCGGUUGUGGAUUGCUGAGAAUUUUAUACAAAAUCAACGAGGCAAAAUGCUUGAAGAGGUAGCGAAAGAAUAUUUGAGCGAGCUUGUCAAUAGAAGUUUGAUUCAAGUUCAUGAGAUAGAUAACCCAACUGAGAGACCACAAUCAAGAUUUCGAGUUCAUGAUAUCCUCCGUGAGAUUAUAAUUCUUCCAAAGUUAGACUACUUAUGCUUUGGUCAAGUUUUAUCAGAGAACAAUUCACUCACGGCCAAUAAAAAAUUGCGACGAUUCUCCAUUUGUAUAGAUGGUUUCAACAAUAGUAUGGUUUUAGAGGUUUUUAAUAACAACACUAUCUUUAAUAGUACCCGUUCUCUUCUUUGGUUUAGCAACUUGUCAGAACCUUACAUGAGCUUUCUUGAAAGUUGCUCGCCUUUUGAAAGUUCUAGAUCUUGAAGGUGCUCCUAUUAUCCAUAUCCCCGAAGAAUUGGGAAAUCUGCAUCACUUGCAAUAUUUGAGCUUGAGAAACACAAAAGUCAAAAUUCUUCCAAGGAGAAUUGGGGAGCUUUGGAACUUACAAACACUAGACCUUAAGCAAUGUUUGAUAGCUGAGCUUCCUAGAGAAAUUGGUAAUUGUCACAAGUUACGCCAUCUUAUUGCUUAUGUAGAGGAGCACAUACACAUACGUUUAGGUGAUAACUUCACCAUAUUCUGGCGUCAAAAGUUAAGGAAGAAAGGAGUAAAGAUACUAGAAGGCAUAUUGCAAAAUUUUCCAGAGCUCCAAAAAUUAGCACGUAUAGAUGUAGCAAAUAAACCUAGUUUAAUGGUUGAGUUACAACAUUUAAAUCAAUUGAGAAGGCUAGAGAUCACAAAUCUUCAUAAAGAGUAUGGAAAGGAUUUGUGUUGUGCAAUAGAGAAGAUGAAACAUCUUCAGUCAUUGAGUGUCCGAUCAAAGUUAAAAGAAGGCGACAUCGAAGACAAAGAUUAUGAAGUUCUUGAUUUAGAAUACACAUUCACACCUCCUCCUUUACUGAAGCAUAUAUACUUGGGAGGACCAUUUAUAUUGGAGAGGUUACCAAUGUGGAUAUUGAUACUCCCCGACUUAGCCAAAUUGGACUUGGCAUAUUCAAGGCUCAAGGAAGUUGGGUUAUAUAUGCUUAAUUUUGUACCUAAUCUAGUAGACCUUACUCUGAAUGAAGCCUUUGAUGGUGAGUGUCUGUUCUUGAAACAUGGUAAGCUUAAGGUU